AUGGUUCUUGAGAUCAUAUGUGGUCGGAAGACCAAUAGCUUUCAACCAAGUGGAGUAGCUCUCCAUGCGUGGACAAAUUGGCGCGGGGAUAGAGCACUGGACAUUGUAGAUUCAGCGAUCACAGAGAAUGUAUCAAGAAACGAGAUGAUGAAAUGCAUCAACAUAGGACUGUUAUGCGUUCAAGAGAGUGUGACGAGGAGACCAAACAUGAACUCAGUAGUUCACUGGCUCAAGAGUAACUCUGUGACUCUUCCGGUUCCAUCAACACCUGCGUAUGUUGUUCAUAGUGAGUCAGGUGAAGCUUCUCGUGUUUCGCAGUCGACGGUCAAUGUUUCAAUCACUGAGCUUGAGCCACGUUGA
This is a messenger RNA of Brassica napus (rape), 360 nucleotides long. Its product is annotated as cysteine-rich receptor-like protein kinase 10. NCBI's taxonomy places the organism in Eukaryota, Viridiplantae, Streptophyta, Magnoliopsida, Brassicales, Brassicaceae. The transcript is spliced from 2 exons. The coding region runs from base 1 to 360 and encodes 119 amino acids. The record is from RefSeq and is a predicted model, not a curated record.